GAGCGCUUCAGGUGGUGCUACAAGCAGUUGGCGGGGUGUGAGGCAUGUUCAGUCAGUAGUGUGUGUCAGUGUAGCUCCUAAAUGGUCCGUCGCAGAUGUUGUGAGGUGAAAUGGCUCUGCUGCGACUGAGAAACGCGAAGGGUGCGAAUGCCUCAGAGAUAGAGAGGAAAAUUAAAAGAGGUAAUGCAUUGAGGCAAGGAUCUUCAUGGCGGAGCUCCCGUGGACUUGUGGCCUUGCUGCUGGUGGCUUUGUUUACAUGUGUGGUGGCCACGUGGUUGUAUGUGACCUCCCUGGACAGUGACAUUACAGAAACUCUGGUCAGCCAGUGGGAGCUGGUCUCUCCUCAGCCCAGAGUCUACAGCGUCCAGUGCUCUGAAGACUAUGAAAACUACAAACGUUACCCAGGAUGCACUCCUCAGAAGUGUGGCCGUGCAGUCACAGACAACGUGGUGACAAGGGAGGAGGCUCAGGUCCUCAGGAGACUGGCUGAGAGGGGGCUGGCGCUGGCUGGGUCGGAGGGAGGAGCCUCCAUACUGGACCUGCACUCUGGGGCGCUGUCAAUGGGAAAACAAUUUGUCAACAUCUACAGCAGGUAUUUUGGGGAUCAGAUCAGCGAUGUGUUCACGCAAGAAGACUUCCAGCUUUACAGAAAUGUUCGUGGACGAAUCCAGGCAGUUAUUGCUGAGACGUUUGGUUUGAACCCAGCGCUGAUGUACCUCACCAAGCCCACCUUCUUCUCCAGAAUCAACAGCACGGCAGCCAAGACCCAACAUGACGAGUACUGGCACCCACACAUUGAUAAGGUGACUUAUGGCUCUUUUGACUACACCUCUCUACUGUACCUGUCUGACUACGGCUCUGACUUCACUGGAGGAAGAUUCGUCUUCAUGGACCAAAAUGGCAACCGGACAGUGGAACCACGCGCAGGACGAGUCUCGUUCUUCUCUUCUGGCUCGGAGAACCUCCACCGGGUGGAGAAGGUGACAUGGGGGACGCGCUACGCCAUCACCGUGUCCUUCACCUGCGACCCUGCACAUGGCAUCUCUGACCCCGCCCUGCCCUGAGGCAUCCACUGGAUGAUGGAUAACACCGCUGGCCACUGGCUCGGACAAGCCCUGCAGCAAAGAGAGGGAUCAGAAGGGAAGGACAAGGGGAAAGACGAGGAAACUGUGAGAUUUUAUACACAGGUUUUACUGGUAUACUCUAGCUGCACAGUCACUAUCUGUCAUUUUUAUUUUCAGGUCUUGACUUACUUCCCCUUACUGAAUGUGCAGCAGAAAAAAAAAUCCACAUGUGGGCUCCCUCUCUUAUGUAGAGGUGUUUUCCUUGUUGUUACCACCCCGUUUGUUUCUAUCCAGUUUUCUACAGCGGUUUGUUUUUUCUUUCUCCAUCUUAAUCGCUGGUAUUAGGGGUCUGUGGAUUCCCCACAGGUUUCCACAAGCUGCUCUCCUUGAUCAUUCAGGUGACAGCUUGAGAACAAAGUGUUUUUCUGCUGAAACAGACUUAAAGAGGCUAAAGUGGGAUUGUGUUUCUUCUGCUUGUUUCUGUAUGUUUUUCUUUUUAAGGAGAGCUGUCGAUUCCUUGAAGAACAGAUACAAAUCUGGUGAAACUCUCACUGAAUCAAGCGUUCAUCACCAAAUCUCCCACUCAUGUUCGCUCCCCAGACUAUGACCCAGGAGGUAUUUUUGUCUCAGAAGGAUCCACUCCCCGUUCAAGAGAAUAAUGGCUCUUUCUAGUUUACUUCUGUGAGGUCGGUGAGGAUGGUUUGAAGUAAAAUGCUGACCUGAAAA
Messenger RNA from Amphiprion ocellaris (clown anemonefish), 1790 nucleotides. RefSeq names its product urotensin-2 receptor 2 (gene ogfod3). Gene Ontology annotation, molecular function: L-ascorbic acid binding; oxidoreductase activity, acting on paired donors, with incorporation or reduction of molecular oxygen; iron ion binding. The transcript is spliced from 9 exons. Gene Ontology annotation, cellular component: membrane. The coding region runs from base 111 to 1064 and encodes 317 amino acids. The record is from RefSeq and is a predicted model, not a curated record. NCBI's taxonomy places the organism in Eukaryota, Metazoa, Chordata, Actinopteri, Pomacentridae.